AUGGACCUCCACUUGCAAGUACCCCCAGAGCGGUGGGGCGUGACACGCUCAGAGUUCCACGCUUUCGUGAAUGACGUACGGCAGCUGUGGACGGCUGGGCGACUUCCCGAUGACCAAGGCAACCAGCCGCGGCAUGGCAACUCCAGGUAUGGGCCGAACCUUUACCACGUCAACGAGUAUUUCGUGAAGCCCGUCACCCUGGCCGCCGGAGGCAUGAGCUACGCCCUGAUGAAGCACCCCGAUGGCCUUCUCUGCCAGGUUUUCAUUUCCCACGCCUGGGCAGAAGGCAUCUUCGAGCUAGAAGAUCUGGUCAGCCGCGGCUGGCCGCGUCUUCAGUUCCUUCAUAGCUUGUAUUGCUGUUUGCUGGCGAACCCUCAGAACCUGGACGUGUCGGCGCUGCUGAAUGUGCCACCCAUGGAAAGCCCUUUUGCCAAGGCAAUGCAGAGUGCUUCCCAUGUUCUUGUCAUCCCGAACGAGAGUGUUGGGAUCUACACGCGCUUGUGGUGCGUGUAUGAGGCGUAUCUCGGCACCCGCUGGAAGAAGACUUGCAUCAUGCCAGCGCGACCCCACACCUCAACGCAGUGCGGCGAGAUCACACGCACGAUGCUGGUACCGGUAGCCCUUGGACUGCUUCUGGGGUGGCUCUGGUGGUUUAUCCUCCAGCGCGCCGAAAUCCGAAAGGGCUUCUUCCCCUUGGUGGCGAUCACAAUGCUCACGUGUGCAAUUGGGACUGCGCUGUGGACGGCACUGUGCUUCGCAGCCUCGCUCUUUCUGAAGGCUUGUGACUGCUCGCGGCAGAAGCACUAUCGCACCACUAGGGUGGGGCACAUCCUGCUUCUCUUCCUCUGUACGUUCUCCAUGUUCCCAUGGUUGCGUUUCGAGCCCGGAUUCCGUUUUCAAUUCAGCUACUUCCAGCACUACUUCCUUCCCAUCGUCCUGUGCCUCUUCAACCUACUCCGCAUUGCGCAGUUGAACCAGCACCAGCUGGAGUUGAAGGAACUCUCCCGGCAAGCAAGCCACCUGGAAUGCAGCACAGUGGCCGAUGCCACAUGCUCAGAUCCCUCGGACGAACAGAGGAUCCGAGCAGCUAUUCUGGGAUGCGAGGACGAGAUAGAUCUCACCAUACGCGUGCUCAUGCGAGCCGGAGCUUACAACGACUGGCUUCGAUGGGCAUACGAGUCCGGCGUGGACAUCCGGGGUUUCGGCACCUCGGACCUCAUUGUGAAGACGGGCCUUGCCGCCAGCCUGUGGGCUCUGGCUGCGCUGCACUCCCUGGGCUUCCGCAGCUGUGCUGUCUUUUGUGGCUCUACAGAUCAGAGGUGGAUCGACGUGUCGGUUGGGCUUUGCGUGGUGGUCGCGCUGAUCCUACCGGUGACAGCCUUCGUGCUGGAACGGUAUGGGCCAGAACGCGCCGUCUUCGCGGUGCGCGUUUGGACGAUGUUUGCCCUGGCUGCACUUGGCGUGCCUGUCUUCGUAGGGAUCGAAGAUCACUUGUCAAUGGUGACUGCACUGCGCCAGUCGGCGCCGUUCCACUACAAAUGCCCCGCCCCUCUGCUCAGGAUCAUGGUGACGUGGUUUCGGCCGGCUGCCGCGCUGCUGGGGACAAGCCUGGCCUUGCUGGGCCCUGCGAAGGUUCUCCAGCUGCAGCUCUCCUUGGCCGUGGUGUGUGACUUCAGAUCACCCUCCGCCGAUGGAUCUGAGACUGACUCCUCCCUGGACUCCGGGGGCUCCCCGUCCGUCGGUCCGCUGAAUGACAAUGACUGA
Messenger RNA from Symbiodinium natans, 1764 nucleotides. Lineage: Eukaryota; Dinophyceae; Suessiales; Symbiodiniaceae. The record is from the annotation of a GenBank genome assembly.